CUCACAAACAGUACAAUUAGAUUUGGUACAGGGUUUUGGCGCGUAAAUUACAAUUUUUUCGGGUUCAUGCGUUCCAACCCCUGAGCAGGACUUUUGGAUACAAAAUCUAACCGAUAAACUGUAGUUUGUUCUUACCACAGUGUACAGCAAUAAUGUGUAAAGUUGGACUUUGUCAUCAUAUUCACAGAAAUAUAUGUUUGUGCUUGGCAAUAUACACCUUAGUCGGUUCUCGUGUACCAUGUGUCCACUGUAAUAUAUCUCAUUUCUCGCCUAACGAUCAUCUAAAACUUCUGUUUUCAUCGCUUUCAAAUGGUAGUCAGCACAUGGAUAAAGACGGCUUGUCACGUUUGCUCAAAAAUUUACAUAUUUUUAACCCUGGAUUACAUUCGGACGAACAUGAGUCUAAAGAGAACAAGUGUUUAACAACACAAGAAAUGCUUGAUUUCUUUUCUGUUAAUCAAUCCCACUUGAAUCAAAAACAAUUUGAGACAUUACUGCCUACUAUAGUUUAUGAAUUAAAUAGUGGAGUGUGCAAACACAAGCAUGAAGAUGAAGCGGCUCAUUCCACAAACACAUUCGACUGGAAAGCUUUUCUAGCUGCCUCCGGUGCUGUUUUGUUGGUGAGUGCCUCAGGUUUAGUCGUUGUCUGUUUAGUCCCAAUGAUGUCAAGAAGUUUCUACAAUGUUGUAACUCAAUUUCUUAUUGCACUUGCGGUUGGCUCACUUGCUGGAGAUGCUUUCCUUCAUUUAAUACCUCAUGCGUUUUCUUCUAACGGUCAUCAUCACAAUCAUCAUGAUGAACAUGGGCAUGAUAGUCAUAAUCAUAAUGAUUAUGAGUCUGUAUCAUUAACAGAAAUAAAUCCACACAGGAAAAUGAUUUUAGAAGCCCUUAUAGCUCUACUAGGUAUAUAUAUCUUCUUUUUAACUGAACGCUUGACUAUUAUCUGUCAGAAUCGGAUGUCCAGAAGAAAGUUGAAACGUCAACGAUCAAACGGUCCGUUGAACUUUUUGGAUUUCAAUGAAGGAAAAGAUGUUGAUCAUAAGAAUGGAAAUCAUUUAACUGGCCCGGACUCCACUCAUCUAGCAAUUGAUGAUAUUGGCAAUUUGAAGGAUUACAAACAAAUUGAAAAUAAUUCAAGUGGUGAUAAUCCCAUGCUAAGUAGAGCGGUUAAUCAGGAAUUGGGAAAUUCAAAUGGUUUUCAUAUCAGUGCACCAGAUGGGAGUGGUUAUGAUGGUUGUAGUGGGGGUGGCGCCGGCGGCGGCAUUGUUGGUGGUGGUGCUUCGCCAGCUGCACCGAAUGAAGGACAGUUAUGUAAUCGUCCUCCUGACAGACCAAUGGACAAUAAUCGUUGUGUGGAUUACCUUAACGACAAACAAUUACACUCUUCAGAUGCAGGGAAUCAACCGAGUUGGUCGUUCAAUGCUAAUGCUAAUGCAUUCCAGUCAUCUCAAAAUGGUAAUGAGAAAUUGGACAAACUACAACAACAACAACAACAGUCUGUUAAUGGCACAGAUGGUAUUGUGCCAUUUGCAGAUUUAAGAAAAUCUUCUAUAAACAACGUGAACAAUAGAAUGUCUGGUUCUGGUGGUGAAAUACAAGACAUGAGAAAUAAUAAUAAUGAUAAACAGCUGGCUGCUUUAGAACUUUCCAAUCAUAUGCUUAAUACACAAGGUCAAAAUGAUUUAUCCAACGGUGGUGGUGGUGGUGUUGGUAUACUGAAGAAGAAUUCCUCGUUCAGUUAUCUUGGCAGUGCUGAACAAAGUCAUACACAUCCACAUCGAGAUAAACCUCAUGGACAUCAUCAUGGGCAUAGUCAUGAUUUAAGCUCUGUACGUGCUAUUGCUUAUACUAUAAUUGCUGGCGAUGGAUUACACAAUUUCUGUGAUGGUAUAGCUAUUGGUGCAGCGUUCGCCAAUGAUAUUCGCGGGGGGCUGUCAACAUCGAUAGCGGUAUUGUGUCAUGAGUUACCGCAUGAAUUAGGCGAUUUCGCUGUUCUGUUACACGCUGGAAUGUCUGUAAAAUCUGCCCUUUUCUACAAUUUAUUAUCAAGUGUAUUAUGCGCUGGUGGAAUGAUUCUGGGCUUUCUACUCGGUGGAUUACACUCACUCGACACAUGGAUAUUUAUGUUAGCCGCGGGGAUGUUUGUUUAUAUUGCACUAGUUGAUAUGAUGCCUGAACUAUCAGCUAAUCAAUUGAAAGGUGAUCGACGAUGUCAUCAACCGAGUGUUUUAUUGUUAUGGCAAAAUCUUGGCAUCCUAUUAGGCUUUUGUAUUAUGCUAUUAAUAGCAUUUUAUGAAGAUAAAUUGGUAUCGCAUUAAAGCUAAUAUACAACACACACUCACAUAUAUAUACAUAUAUAAAUAUGUACUCUAUUUGCACAUACCAAUAAAACCCAUCCGUUUAUUUCCGUCCCCCCCCGUCCUCUUUCUGUCUCUCUGUCUACUCUCUCUUCCCCUAUCUUCCUCUUUGUGUCUAGUGUAUCAUUGUCUAAUGAAAGAAUGUGUGAAGUGUUCUCAUUUUGUCUUCCAUUUACUUCAUUUUUUACCCUUUCUGUGUUCUGUUCUGUUGUAUUCUGUUUAGUGUUGUUGUUUUUGUUGUUCCCUUGAUUUGAUUUGGCUAUUCUUCAACUAAAUUUCUACGCUGAUAUCCUACUUUAAUAUAGAAUGAUAAACAGCAGAAUAAGGGGAGGAGUGAUAUUCAUGUUGUUUGUUUUAUCGAACUACCAUUAUUAUUAUUUCUUUGCAUAGUGUUCGUUUUUCUCAACUGUUCGUUUUAAAAAACGCUUCUUCUUCGUCUUCUUGUUUCUUCCGGUAUUUUGUUGUUGAGAUUCGAACGCUCAUUCACGCACACACAAUUUUUUUGUCACAAUUUUUUAAAUGGGAUUUCGUCCAUAUUUGUCUGUUUUUGUUGCCUGACAGCCUUGGUUAGUUGGUCGAUUAGUCAGUCGGUUGGUCAGUGUGUUGGUUAUUCGUCACCGGUGUAGUAUGAGUUUUCUUAAACUUUGGUGUUUUGCAUGCUUUUCCGGUUCUUUUUCCAUUAUUAUUAUUACUAUUGUUAUUAUUACUGUUAUUCGCUAUUGUCUGUGAAUAUAUAUGUCUAUAGACACACACAAACACAUACAAACAAAGAAUGAUUUAUUGUCAAUAUGAGCAGUAAUCUAAGUAAUCUAUAUCUCUGUUACAUAAUACUCUUCCUUCUAUGUGUGUGUAUAAUUAUUGCCCGCUACUACUAUCAAAGCCUGUUGACAAGUUAAUACAUACUUGCUAUGCCAGGUAGUAGCAGUAGUAGUAGUUCUUCUUUUCUGUUAAAUUCCCUCUUUGAUCUGUUCUCACCUUAGCCGCCUUAACUUCAAAUUGUGCAUAUAUAUAUAUAUGUACUUGUGUAUGUAUGUGUUCUGUGUUACCACUUUGUGUCGUUGAUUUUUUGCUUAACUCUUUGUGUGCGUGCGUGCGUGUUUACGUGUGUGUGUGUGCCUGUCGGUGUUGAUGAUGCUGAUGAUAUCCUAUCCCGAUGUCGACUGUUCCCUAUGUGUCUUACUGUUUCCUUUUGUAGGCAUGUGUGUUCGUGCGUGCGUGUGCGUGUAUGUAUUUGUAAAUUACCUCCCUGUUUCUCCUCCAAACCCCCCCCCUCUGCACCCCACCCCACCCUUGUUAUCAUUUUCUUUGUGAGUAUCAGUUAUAUAUAUAGAAUACACUUAUUUGUGGUGGUAUAAUUAAUUUAUAGAAAGUAACUGUUACUGUUUGUUGAGAUUACUGUUCUCCCCCUCUCUCUCUCUCUACCUACCUACCUACCUGUAGUCUGUUUUGUACUUCUUCUUCUUCCGAUUAUCAUACAUGCACACACACAAUGACUCACUCGUACUCACAGGUAUUCGUAAUUAAAGAAGAACCGUUUGAAUGCGAAGAUAACGAACGCUAAAGCUAACCAAAAACAAACCAACAAACAAACAUAUUAUCACAUAUCUUAGAUUAUUAUUAUUAUUGUUACUAUUAUUAUUAUUAUUACUAUUAUGAUUAUUUACUUUAUCAUCACCAAAUAAAAAUGAAUAAGACUGAUGCUUCUUGUUCUGAUAGUUGAUUCCUUUUUUUU
This is a messenger RNA of Trichobilharzia szidati, 4089 nucleotides long. Lineage: Eukaryota; Metazoa; Platyhelminthes; Trematoda; Strigeidida; Schistosomatidae. The record is from the annotation of a GenBank genome assembly.